Molecule: messenger RNA, 642 nt
Organism: Cucurbita pepo subsp. pepo (vegetable marrow)
Lineage: Eukaryota; Viridiplantae; Streptophyta; Magnoliopsida; Cucurbitales; Cucurbitaceae
Source: RefSeq, a predicted model, not a curated record
AUGUUGCUGUCGUGUUUGCUUUGCCGGAGGAGAGUUUCUAAGGGGAAUGGUAGCAGGGGGAGAAAAAGUGGAAGUUGUGUUGAAGGUGGCAAUAGACUUGGAAUAGUUGUGGAUGAUGGGAGCUAUGUGGGUACAACACCCAUGUUUAACGGUGGUUAUGGAGGUUGGGGUUGGGAUUGGACUUUUAGUAGUGUAGGAGAUUCAGGCAACGGCAAUGGCAACGGCCGAGGAGGUUGUGAUGUCGGUGGAGGUGGUGGGGAUUCUGAAGUUGGUGGUCGAGGCUGUGAUGUCGGUCGAGGUGAUGGAGUUAGGUGUGGAAAUGGAGAUGGCAACGGAGCGAGUUUUCACGAGGCAGGUGGUGGAGAUGGUGGUGUAGCGAGCUCUUUCGACGAAUGUGGUGGUGGAGGUGGGACUGUUUCUGAUCAUGGAGGUGGUGGGAGUUUUCACAUGGAUGGUGGGCAUUCUAAUUUUGGAGGUGGAGUGAGUUCUCACGGCGGAGGUGGUGGUGGAGCCAAUUAUGAUCACGGCGGAGGUGGUGGCGGAGCAAGUUAUGAUCACGGCGGAGGUGGAGGUGUUUCUGAUUAUGGAGGUGGUGGAGGGGGUUAUGAUUUUGGAGGGGGCGGAGGAUCAUCCUUUUGGUGA